CAGCAUGUCUAUUUCGAUGUACGCGACAAUAGAGGAGGAAUUUCCGUUGUAAAGGAAAAAGUAGCUUUUUCGAGCUGCUAUUCAAACCGUGUCCUACUUAGCGCUAAGUUUUCCUAUUUGGGCCUGCCAAGCACGCGCCAAGACGGGUAA
Molecule: messenger RNA, 150 nt
Organism: Neurospora hispaniola
Lineage: Eukaryota; Fungi; Ascomycota; Sordariomycetes; Sordariales; Sordariaceae
Exons: 1
Source: RefSeq, a predicted model, not a curated record